AUGGCACAGAAUUACUUUGGAGAAUUAAUACCGAUCACAUUGUCCGGUACACGUAAUGGGUUUUCAGUGUCAUACAAUAUAGUUUUAAAAUUGGCGCCGAUUAACGAGGAGUAUCGAGUGAGCGGUGCCGUAACCGUGAUGUUUGCGAGGGAAACAUACGUGUAUUCUACUCUUCUCAAAGCCUACAGGGAGAUACAACAACAUUUGCCAAUCCAGUCCCAGUAUGUUAUACCUAAAUGCUACUAUGUUCACCAAGAAUACCUCAAGGAGGCUAUAGCUCUGCAGGACAUGACUGUUGAAGGAUAUAGGCCCUAUGUACAUGACAUGUUCUUGGAUCUAGAUCACACUCUGAUAUCUCUAAAGAGUCUUGCUAAACUGCAUUCUCUGUCAUUUAUUUUACAAAAUAAGAAACCUCAGCAGUUUGAGGACAUUAUGACUAUAUGUGUGCCUUUGACUGAAAAUACAAACUCAAGGUACAUGGAUAUAAUGAAAGAUAGACUAGAUAAGGCACUGAAAAAGUUUCCGGCCUCAGAGAUAACCCCAGGUAACAAGCCGGUGUCUGCAUGCAUGAUAGACUAUCAAACAACAAGAAAGUGUAGUCCAGCAUUUGAUGUGAUGUAUCUAAUAUUGAGCAGUACAAACUCGGAGCUGAGGAACAAAUACUUGCAGCAGCUGAUGGAAAUAUACUACAGGACGUUUGAAAUAGCAAUAAAAGAGGCCGGUAUCUCAUCACAGACCUUAUAUUCUAGGCAAAUGUUUGAUAGUGACAUGAAGGUGGUAGCACCUGCUUGCUUGAUAACAGCUAACACCGCACUAUGGCUGUCAAAUGGUUUGCAAGAGGAGGGACAUGUGAGGAGCAAACAUGUUUGGAGUACCAAGGAGGAGAAAGAUAAGGCUGUGGAAAAGUAUAAAACAAUUAUAACAACAAUGAUAGAUGAUCUUACUAAUUUUGGAUACAUAUCUAUUGAUGAAUUGUAA
This is a messenger RNA of Spodoptera littoralis (African cotton leafworm), 978 nucleotides long. The record is from the annotation of a GenBank genome assembly. NCBI's taxonomy places the organism in Eukaryota, Metazoa, Arthropoda, Insecta, Lepidoptera, Noctuidae.